GGGCACCGCCUUGCGACACCUAGCAGGCAACGUUUCACAGUCACCGUCACCUGAGAAAAAAAAUUCCUUUUGGGUUUUUAUCACUCUAUUAUAGUACGUGCCCUAUCUGGACGACGAUUUCAUGGAAAAUCCAUGAAAUCAGCGGUCACCUCACCUGUUCGCCUGAGAGGCCGCCGAAUCCAUCGUUGUCCACGUUUCACUCCAAACGGCUGUUCAAUAUCGGUGCUUGUCGCGCUAUUUUUUUGCCCUUUCAAUAUUUUCUUCUUAAACCCCACUUUUCUUCAAACGGAGAACAGUGGAAGAAUCACACUUCUAAGAUUUCACAGAGGGAAACCAGAGAGAGUGAGGUUUGUUGGGUUUCUAGUCAUGGGAGCUCUUGCUCCUGUCUCUCCUUGGAUACCAGAGGAUGAUCUUUUGUUGAAGAAUGCUGUGGAGGCUGGUGCUUCCUUGGAAUCAUUGGCUAAAGGUGCAGUACAGUUUUCUCGAAAAUUCACCAUUCGAGAAAUACAAGAGCGGUGGCAUUCUCUCCUUUAUGAUCCAAUUGUUUCUGCAAAGGCUGCUUUUCACAUGAUUGAGUUUGAGCGUUCUGCAUCAACUCUUCCACCAAAAUUCAGUAGGGCUGGGAAUACAAAAGAAAACAAAUGUAUUUCUAGGAAAAGGAAGGCUGGAAGUGUUCGUAGUUGUUACUAUGCAUUACGUAAAAGAAUUCGCAAUGAGCCAUAUAACAGCAUGGAUUUGAGUUUUCUCAUUGCACCCACUGAUAGCAAUUACAUGGGACAUGAAGAUGAACCUUUCUCCAGGCAUUGUAUACUUGGAGAUCCAGGUUCAAAUCAUUUUGGACUUCAGGAAUCUAAUUUGGAUGUCAUGCAUCAUCCUUUUCCACAAAUUGCAGAUGAUGCUACUGCCCGUGGUUUUCAUGCACCAUUCCAGAACACAAUCCAGGAAGAUUAUCCAGUGGAGCAAGAUAAUGUACAUAAAGAGAUUCCACAUAUACGUGGAGAAAAUGUGCCCCACACUGGAAAUGGAUCUGUGAUUGAGGAAUUUGGUGGACCAAAAGAAUUGGCAGCGAACAGUGACCAGGUGCAGGAAUGCUCUAAGUUUGGUGGAGACCAAACAUUUAGUUCUCCAAUUCCAGAGUGUGCUAUGUCAUUUCAUAACUUGGAUUACUCAUCUCCUCUUCCUGAGAUGCCAAUAUGGAGGACUGUUGAGGGAGUUUCACCACCAAGUAUUCCAGUUAAUAUGCACACAGGAGACCCAUUUUCACUUCCUGGUGACAACGAUACGAAGAAUGCAUGUCUGUCAGAAUAUGGCUCCAACUUAAAACUGGAGAUACCAAGUGAGGAAAUGAAAAAUGUAGCUGCCAACACGGAAGGUUAUCUGGCUGAACUUUCCAAUUCCCUUUUGAAUUUCACAAAUGAGGAAGAACUUCUAUUCACAGAUGUUGAUGGAAAAGAUGCGAUUGACAAGUCUUACUAUGAUGGUCUAAGUUCACUUUUGCUGAGUUCACCAAAUGAUGCCAAUCAAGAUCACAUGGCAAAUAUAACUGAACCAGAAUCUUCUGUAGCUCCAGAAUAUCAUAUAAAUAAGUCUGGUGGAAUUCAGGGAGAAUUGAAUGAAGAUAGGGGGUCUCACCAAAGUGGUGAUACUGUUGGAGAUUCAGAUGUGCAGUUUCACACAUCUGCAUCAAGUUCAAACCCUCAUUUUUCUGAACUGGGUGAUGGAGUUAUUAUCUGCACAUUAAACAUUGAGGAUCCAGAGAUCCCAUGCAAUGAUGAUGUUGUCUUCAUCAAUCACUCACGUCCGAAAUCAUUUUCUUUUAUGGAACGACAGAAUUUUCAUGAUGUUUGUAAACCAAAUCCUUCAGCCGUUAAGGAAUUCUCAAGCAAUCCAAAAAAUAGUGAAGGAGAUCCAGUACUGAUUCAGAGAGAUCUAGAAAAUCCUGAUCAAUCUCAUGCAUCUUCUCAGAUGAUAAGAUCACGGGUAGUGCCAGAAAUCAGCUCUCUUCAUCCAGUUGGUGAUUGUAGGGUUAAGUUUGACUUGCCUAGUAGUAGCUCUAUUCACAAGAAUGUGAGCAUUGCUUAUUCAGCAAAUGCUAGUGCAGAAACUCUUGUACCUGCUAAACUGAAGGAAGAAGCUCCUGAAGUUGUUCCGGUGAAGCACUUUAGUCAUAACACUGCUGAUUCUUCAAUGGAAAAGCCAGCUGUUGCUCCUGAUGGUUAUAUGUGUUAUUCCCAGACAAACGCAAGUGAUAUCAAACAGGAGCUAGAUGCCCCAACAAGAAUUCAAACUCAUCAGGCAUCACAUGCUAAAUUGGGGUUUACAGAUAUUACGCCCCUGGAACAUGGAGCAAACCAUCCAUUAUCAGAUCUAGAAGAACCACCUAUAGAAAGUGAUGAUGAUGUGCCAUAUUUUUCAGAUAUUGAAGCAAUGAUACUUGAUAUGGAUUUGGAUCCGGAAGACCAGGAUUUAUAUUCCAGCGAGGAAGUCUCAAGAUAUCAGCAUGAGGACAUGAAGAGGGUGAUUAUGAGGCUGGAGCAGGGUGCUCAGUCUUGUAUGCAAAGAGCCAUUGCAUCUCAAGGAGCAUUUGCUGUUUUAUAUGGCCGCCAUUCAAAGCAUUAUAUUAAGAAACCUGAGGUUUUGCUUGGUAGAGCAACAGAAGAUGUAAUUGUUGACAUUGAGUUGGGGAGGGAAGGGGGAGCAAAUAAGAUAUCUCGUCGGCAGGCAACUAUAAAUUUGGACAAAGGUGGAUCUUUCCAUCUGAAAAAUCUUGGCAAAUGUUCUAUCUCAGUAAAUGACAAGGAAAUAGCCCCUGGACAGAGUCUAAACCUUGCUUCCAGUUGUUUGAUUGAGGUUUGUAGAUAAGGGGUAUGCCAUUCAUAUUUGAGACAAAUCAAACUUGUGUGAAGCAGUAUCUGGAUAGUGUAAACCAGAAGAACCAAACCCAGGAGCACCAACUUUGACGUGUGGCAGAAAUUUCAUGAACUGGAAUGCCAUCAGAAGGUGCUCAUUUUUUUUUACUGCACUUUCUGGGUCUUUUUUGCAAACUAUGUUUAACCUGUUGUAUGUAUGAGUAUGACUAGUGCUGUUUGAAAAAAGUGCCGGCGCUUUCUCACGUGAAAGCGUUUUCCAUAUGUAGCAGGACUCUUUUUACCUUCCAACAUUGCGCAAAUAGGCAUAUUAUUUGAAACAAUUGCCUUAUCA
This is a messenger RNA of Hevea brasiliensis (rubber tree), 3201 nucleotides long. RefSeq lists its product as uncharacterized. The coding region runs from base 133 to 2862 and encodes 909 amino acids. Gene Ontology annotation, molecular function: protein binding; G-quadruplex RNA binding. The transcript is spliced from 7 exons. Gene Ontology annotation, cellular component: Ino80 complex; MLL1 complex; NSL complex. The record is from RefSeq and is a predicted model, not a curated record. NCBI's taxonomy places the organism in Eukaryota, Viridiplantae, Streptophyta, Magnoliopsida, Malpighiales, Euphorbiaceae. Gene Ontology annotation, biological process: positive regulation of transcription by RNA polymerase II.